Molecule: messenger RNA, 2331 nt
Organism: Tribolium castaneum (red flour beetle)
Lineage: Eukaryota; Metazoa; Arthropoda; Insecta; Coleoptera; Tenebrionidae
Gene: BBS1
Product: Bardet-Biedl syndrome 1
Exons: 7
Coding region: 542-2308 (588 amino acids)
Biological process (GO): protein localization to cilium; non-motile cilium assembly
Cellular component (GO): BBSome; centrosome; axoneme
Molecular function (GO): patched binding; smoothened binding
Source: RefSeq, a predicted model, not a curated record
UAGCGCUUAAGUCGGGCCUGUGGGUUCUGUGCGAAAAACUAACGCGAAAAUCGUUCGCCGAUUGUGUUAAAGUUAUCUAAGGAUAUUUCAAGCAUACGGCAAGUUCAAAUGAAUUAAAAUAAGUCGGUUUAGUAGUGGUUUGGUUACUUUGAGUGCGAGAAGUUGGCGCCAACUUCGGGGAUUUGGCGGGUUAUUGUGACCUAAAUUUCGUGUAAUCGUGCAAAUGCGUGUUAAAACGUUCAAAUAGUUGCAUUUGUGUGCUUGUUGAAGUAGAAACUUUUCACGUACGUGCUUCGGAGGGAAUCAGGGUGUACCAAGUGAGGGGAUAGGAGGCACGUAGGUGGCGAUUUUUUCGAAAAUUGGUCACGUGGCGCCGAUCAUCAAUCUCGGACUGUAACGGAAUCGGCUUUGUUUGUCUCAAAUGCUCGCACCUGCUUAAGUCAAGGACAGGGGCUUUACGACGGGAAACAGUCCUUUUGCGCCGAAAUCGAUCGCUCGGUAGCCUAGCAAUUCCCAACACAAACACGUGUUGCGGUUCCCAAUGAGCAGAGGCGAAUUGAACAUCUCGCGCUGGCUGGAGGCCCACUCGGACCGCAGCGCCGGGCUUAACACCUUCGCCAGGAACGCCAUCCUGGCCGACGUCUGCGGCGACGGUGACUUCCGACUAGUCCUCACCGAUGUCCGGCUCGAGGCCGAUAAGCGCAGUCGGCUUAAAGUCUACAAAGGGACUCUCCUGACGUCGGAUCAGGUCCUCCCAGACAUCCCCAGCUCCCUCAUCAGCUUCUACUCCGAUGAGUUGGAGCCGAGGGUGCCGUCAAUAGCCGUAGCUUGCGGUUCGGACCUCCUCAUUUACAAGAACAACAAACCGUUUUACAAAUUUUGCGUCCCCCCAAGCCCCAUCACCCCACUGGAGGAGGAAACGUGGAAACGUUUCGGGGAACCUAACUGCGACUUUGCCCAAGUCAUGACUGACCUAAAAUCGGUCAGGUUCAACCAGCUGAGUGCCCGCAGCCAGGAACUGUUGACUCUCCCUCCGGAACAAGUCCCGGAGUACAUCACUCGGUUCACAGGACUGACUCCUUUGAAGACCUCACCUAUUGUUAGCAUGACCACGCUGAAUCGCUUCAGUGAGGACAAAAGCGCAAUCGCGUGCCCUGUCCUAGGCACCGAAAGCGGGAUAAUCUACAUCCUGGACUCCCAAACGUUCACGAUUUUGCACCAAGCCGACGUCUGCAACGUGCGAACAACUCCUGCUAUUAUUAAAACAGCAGGAAUGUUCGAUGUUGAGUACCGUAUUGUUAUAGCUUGCCGCGAAAACAGCAUUUGUGUUCUUCGCCGAGGUUGGUUGGAGGGCAAGUCGUUGAUACAAAUGACCGAAGACAUCGUGGACAUGGUUUUGGUUCCGGGUGAUAACUUCAUAGUUGUCGCCACGGCGAGCAAAUUCCUGCACUGCUACACCAAGAGGGGCCAGAGGGUUUGGUCGGCGCCUGUGUUCAGCCCAGUGACUUGCCUCUGCCUCGUGCCUUUGAAGCACCUGAGCACGCACUUGAUCGCAGUGGGCUUGAAGGGGGGCUCAGUCCAUUUGUACCACGGCCGCCAGCCUGUUGAUUACACCAACUCACCUGACUCCCCCUCGGCGCUGGUUUUCGGCCAAUUGGGUCAAGAAGAACACGUUAUGGUCGUAAUUACCAUGGCAGGGACGAUUAAUUUUAAAAUAUUGAAGCGCACUGCUGACUUCAAUCUGUCGAAUCAGGAUAAGCUCGCGGCGCCGACUUUGCAAACCAAGCCGUUGCCCCUUCCGAAAAGAAGUAAAUUAUUUAUAGAGCAAAGCAUGAGGGAGCGGCAGAAUCCGAUCGAGAUGCAUCAGAGUUUUCAGGAGGACUUGGUCAGGUUGCGACUGACUGCAGCCAGGGCUCUGGUGCACAGUCUGACUGACCAGUCGGGGGCUGGGAAUGCCCAGGAGGAGAUUAAACUGUCGGCGCAAGUCCUAGGUUUGGGGCCCAAGUUUACCCUAAUUCUGACCCUAGAAAACAUGAAUGCGGAAAAACCGAUUUACAAUUUUUUGGUAGUGUUCCAUGCCAAGCCCUCCGUUUACAAACUAUCGACUUAUGUGGUUUUCGUGCCCCUAAUUCCGCCCAGCCUGUCGUACAAAAUGGAGACCAAGGUGACCGAAGUUUUGACAAAUGAGGGGGUUCCCCAACCACCACAAGCCAUCCGAGUCUUUGUCAUGCGAAAGGAGCAAGCCAACCCUGUCCUUGCCGCUAGUAUUAACAUGCCACCGACUGACAUGACCGGCUUGUUACUCUAACUUUUGAAUAAAACGUUUAGUUU